UUUUUAUUUUUAUUAUACAUACUUUAAUUAUUUUUAAAUACGAAAGGUUGAGGGUUAGUAGUUGGUAGUGGUGUGUACCUAUUGUGAGCUUUGCAAAGGGUAUUGUCUUUAUUACAUCACAACACUCUAGUCUUUAGCAACAAUGGCGUCCGAAGAGGAGCAAAUUGCAAAUCUGCGCGCACAAGCCAACGAGACUACCAAUGAGUCCCUUGAAGCUACUCGGCGAAUGCGCCAGAUGGCGGAGGAGUCGCGUCAAGUCGGAGCGUCAACGUUAGAAAAAUUGGAUGAUCAAGGAAGGCAAUUGGACAAUGUUGAGAAGGAUCUCGAUAAAAUCAAUGCCGAUAUGAGGCAGGGAGAACAGCACAUAGCUGAGAUGGAGAAGUUUUGCGGGCUUUGUGUCUGUCCGUGGAAUAAAGCGCAGAAUUUCGAGGGAUCAAAAGACUACUCAAAGGCUUUUGGCGCUAAAAGCGCCACCGUCACAAACUCACAGCCCACUGGUAACAAGAUGGCUACGACUAGCGCGGGCGAGGGCUCGUCUGCUGUAGAAGGAGCACGAAUGAAGCGUAUCACGAAUGAUGCACGCGAGGAUGAAAUGGAAGAGAAUCUAGACAUGGUCGGCGGUAUCCUUGGCGACCUGAAGGCGCAGGCCAAGGAUAUGAACGUGGAACUUUCAAAGCAAAACCAACAGUUAGAUCGCAUCGGUGGGAAGACGGAGUCGAACAUAGGCCGUGUGAACGACGCGAAUGUGCGUGCGACCGAGCUGUUGCGCAAUGGAUAAAUGUUACAAAUCCAGUUCAUAGUCAUAUCAUAAGCCGGUUGAUAGUUAACAAUAAAAUUAGGUAUUCGAUUGCUUCCUCCA
Sphaeroforma arctica JP610 is the source of this 859-nucleotide messenger RNA. RefSeq lists its product as hypothetical. The coding region runs from base 143 to 778 and encodes 211 amino acids. The transcript has 7 exons. The record is from RefSeq and is a predicted model, not a curated record. Gene Ontology annotation, molecular function: SNAP receptor activity; syntaxin binding. NCBI's taxonomy places the organism in Eukaryota, Ichthyosporea, Ichthyophonida. Gene Ontology annotation, biological process: synaptic vesicle priming; synaptic vesicle fusion to presynaptic active zone membrane; exocytosis. Gene Ontology annotation, cellular component: plasma membrane; SNARE complex.